CGUCCCUGACAGAGGACACACUGUGAGACAGACGGUAAGAUUCACCUUCAGAUCAAAACCACCGCGUUCACUGAGAGAGGACAACUGCAGGAGGGAACACUGGAAACACUGGAAUACUGGAAAACUUGCACUUCAACCUGCUGCAGACUCCAAAUAUAUAACUGGAGGAGCCUCAACUUAAAGUGAAAGUAACUUUUAAGGAACUCUCUAGACUGACUGACUUCCCUGUUUGCCUGUUGUGUUUAAAGCUUUACUCUGAAACAAAAUGUCUUCGAGACCAGAGGAGGAUCUCUGCUGUCCGGUCUGUCAGGACAUCUUUAAAGAUCCAGUUGUCUUGUCAUGUAGCCACAGCUUCUGUAAAGAUUGUCUGAUGAAGUGGUGGAGAGGGAAACAAAUACGUGAGUGUCCGUGCUGUAAGAGAAAAUCCUCGAGGAGUGAUCCACCUCGAAACCUGGCGUUAAAGAACCUGUGUGAGGCCUUCUCACUGGAGAGAGAUCGGAGAGUUUCAGCAGGGUCUGAGGCUCUCUGCAGUCUGCACUCUGAGAAACUCAAACUGUUUUGUCUGGACCAUCAGCAGCCAGUGUGUGUUGUCUGUCGAGAUUCAAAAAUGCACAACAACCACAGAUUCAGACCCGUCGAUGAAGCUGCACAGGAUCACAAAGAGGAGCUCCAGAAAUCCCUGAAGCCCUUACAGGACAAACUGAAGCUCUUUAAAGAAGUUAAAGGAAACUGUGAUCAAACAGCAGAACACAUUAAAGUCCAGGCCAGAGACGCAGAGAGGCAGAUUAAGGAGCAGUUUAAGAAGCUUCACCAGUUUCUACAAAAGGAAGAGGAGGCCAGGAUCGCUGCUCUGAGGGACGAAGAGGAGCAGAAGAGUCAGAUGAUGAAGGAGAAGAUUGAUAACCUGAGCAGAAAGAUAGCAGCUCUGUCAGACACAGUUAGAGCUGCAGAGGAGGAACUGAGAGCUGAAGACGUCUCAUUCCUGCACAACUACAAGGCUGCAGUGAAAAGAGUCCAGCAGCGCCCCCUGCUGGAUGAUCCAGAGCUGGUCUCAGGAGCUCUGAUAGAUGUAGCCAAACACCUGGGCAACCUGACCUUUAAUAUCUGGAGCAAGAUGAAGAAGAUGGUCUCCUACACUCCUGUGAUUCUGGAUCCAAACACUGCCGACCCAGAACUCGUCCUGUCUGAAGAUCUGACCAGUGUGAAAUGUGGAGAGAAACAGAAGCUUCCAAAAAACCCAGAGAGGACCAAAUUCUCCUGUUCCGUCCUGGGCUCUGAGGGGUUUAACUCGGGAACUCACAGCUGGGACAUUGAGGUCGGGAACAACAAGGACUGGGAACUGGGCGUGUUGGGAGAGUACGUCCAGAUGAAUGGACGCUUACAGUCUGGACUGUGGAGAAUAUUGUUCUGUGAUGGUAAAUUCACAGCGUUCUCCACUUUGGAGCCAGACAAAGAUCUGUCAGUGAAGAAGAAGCUCCAGAGGAUCAGAGUUCAUCUGGACUUUGACGGAGGAAAACUGUCAUUCUCUGAUCCUGAUACUAACACACACAUACACACCUUCACACACACCUUCACCGACACCCUGUUUCCAUACAUUUACACUGAGAAUCACCUCCCGCUGAAGAUUUUACCAGUGAAGGUCUCGGUGACAGUGGCAGCGCAGCGCAGUCAGAAAUGAUUAUGAUUCAGAUUUUUCUACAGCAUCUCUGGUUGUAUUAGACCAUUGUGGGUAAUUUUACCAAUCAAUGAGGAGGAUUUUAUUUGAACAGGGUAUUAUUUGUGGUUGUUCCGUAUGGUACACAUAGUACUACGUUUGUACAAAGCCUAGAAUAGCAGAAAACAUCAGAAUGGUGUUUUAUGAAAUUUGCGAGUGAUGCAACAAUUGUAAAUAUAAAAAAAAAAAAAUCCAAAACAAACUGCGUAAAAAUCUUUGCGAGCCCAAUAACUUUGUCAUUUAAUCUAGAAACAUCAUUCUAACUUUUUAAAACAGGUCACAGGAUUUGACACUUUAUUGGUCAAUAUCAUCUUUUCAGAGUUCAUUCUCACCUCAAGAUCCAUUUAGUAGUUGUUCUGGGCUUUGAACUGUAUCUCUGUAUCUACUGUACCUCUGUUAAACGGAUCUUGAGGUGAGAUUGUUUUGUUGCUGUUUCCAAGGUCAAGAAUGAGGAGGAGCAUGUAGCUCGAAACAUCACUUGGAGCUACAGUGUGCAGACUUUCUUAUUUCUUUUGUACAUUGUUUCUUUGGUCCAGCACCUGGUUUUUUUUGGAUGUGCACGUCUACCAUACAUUUUAUGACAAGGUUAAGAAUGAACCUCAACUUUCAAGUCACCAUGGAUAAGAAGUUUUAAGGUUUUCUGAAAAUAUUUAGAGAACAUAGUAAUAUUGCAAGAUAUUUAUUUUUACUUUAAUUCUUUACUAUUUUUUAUAUUUAAUGCUUUUCUCAGAUAUGCAACAGUAUAGAGAUGACAGGAAAGGAGGGGAUAGAGACACGGAGAAAGAUAAUGUGACAAAGGUCCGAAGCCGAACACAAACUGGUUCGGGAAUGUAAUUUACAUAAAUGUGAUGUGGGAACUUGAAGCCUCUAUAAACUAAGAAUGGACUUUUCAGCUUUUAAACUUGAGUUAAAUAUUUGUAUAUUCAUAGAUUCUGGAGAGAGAAGGAGCAGAUGUAGUUGAGUGGAAGAGUUUUUAACAAGGUAAUAAAACAGUUUUUUGGUUAAAAACAUAUCAAUUAUUAAAAGCAGAGUUUUAUUUAAAAAUGUAAACAUGGCUGGAGGGAAUCUUUAAUGUAAAAUGUUAAUAUUUGAUGUAAUUACUGCUGAAACUGCAUGUUGCUGUAAGACAAAAUAAAUUGAGUGAUCAGUGGAAUAUCAGUUGACGGUGUUUGGAUUGAUCGGACAGGCAGAAGGGCGAGAUCACUGAAAAAUGUGUCAUGGCGUCACUGGUCAGAUUUUAUGUUCACACCUGCUGGUUCAGGAUGAGGUCACCAUUAAAUAUCCCAUCAACGGACAGUUUUCCAAGUGUCCAUUUUAUGUUGUCAUCAACAGAGAAUACAGCAACAUGUUAGAUUAAAUAUGUGUAUUAUGUGAGUUAUGUUAAUAAUAUUAACUGUAUAUCAGAUAAACAAAUUAAAUUAAUAUUGUAAAUGUUUUCUGAAGUAGAAACUGAAUCUGUAACAUGUUUCUCUCUGUUUUCUCUCUCUUUUCUUUAGAUUAUUCUGAUUAUGUGACCAAUAAAAAUUAAGUUAACAGAACAGUUAUUGACUGUGUGUGAAGAUGUUUCCAUCAUAAUGAUCACUGGAAUAUUUGUUCCAUCUUCAUUUUGGCUAAUGUUGUGUAAUUAUUACAUUGUGCUAAUGUACUAAUGUUUUAACUUUUUAAGAUGCUGGUCGAGGAAAUUAUUAAGCUUCAGCUUUUUAGUUUCUGGUGACAUCUAGAACUAAAUAUUGUUCUCUGAAUUACAAACUGAAAAUUAUUGUAAAUCUUCUUUUAAGCGAUACACUGGAUACA
This is a messenger RNA of Thunnus maccoyii (southern bluefin tuna), 3508 nucleotides long. Its product is annotated as zinc-binding protein A33-like. Bases 266 to 1678 code for a protein of 470 amino acids. The transcript has a single exon. Gene Ontology annotation, molecular function: zinc ion binding; protein binding. NCBI's taxonomy places the organism in Eukaryota, Metazoa, Chordata, Actinopteri, Scombriformes, Scombridae. The record is from RefSeq and is a predicted model, not a curated record.